AUGCCGUGCCCUGCGUGGCUGCUCGCCCUGGCCUUGAUCGGGACCCUGACGGCUGCCCCGGGCGGCCGCGCCCAGCCCGAGGCGCCCCCGGAAGACGCGGCCCUGGCGGCGGAGCACCCCGGCCUGGACGACCUGCAGCGCCAGGCGGAGCGCCUCCUCCUCCUCCGGGAAGACCUCCAGAGGCUGCGCGGGGACCUGGGCGAGCUCUCCAAGUCCUUGGUCCUUCGCAGACUCGACUGGCUCUCCAAGCGUCAGCAUCCAGGCAAAAGGGCCGAGGAGGCAGAAGAGGGCGUUGAAGAGCCGGAGGAGGAGGAGGAGGAAGGGGGAGCUGCGGGGCCCCACAAACGGCAGCACCCCGGCCGCCGGCAGGACGAGGCCGCCUGGUCGGGCAUCACCACCCAGCAGAAGCGGCAGCACCCGGGCCGCCGCUCCCCUUGGCUCCAAUACGCUGUCACCAAGAGGCAGCACCCGGGCCGACGGCUGGUGGACCCCAAGGUCCAAAGGAGCUGGGAAGAAGAGGGAGAGGAAGAAGGGGGAGAAGGGGCACUGAUGCCGGAGAAGCGUCAGCACCCCGGCAGGAGGGCCCUGGGAGGCCCUUGUGGGCCCCGGGACGCCUGCGGUCCGGCCGGCCUCCUGCUGGGGCUCCUGGAUGACCUGAGCAGGGACCAAGGGGCCGAGGAGAAGCCGCAGCCUCCCACGCGGUGGGCGGGCUGGGUCCAGGAGCCCCUGGAGGAGUGA
Molecule: messenger RNA, 738 nt
Organism: Perognathus longimembris pacificus (Pacific pocket mouse)
Lineage: Eukaryota; Metazoa; Chordata; Mammalia; Rodentia; Heteromyidae
Gene: Trh
Product: thyrotropin releasing hormone
Exons: 2
Coding region: 1-738 (245 amino acids)
Biological process (GO): hormone-mediated signaling pathway
Cellular component (GO): extracellular region
Molecular function (GO): thyrotropin-releasing hormone activity
Source: RefSeq, a predicted model, not a curated record